Molecule: messenger RNA, 1577 nt
Organism: Polyodon spathula (Mississippi paddlefish)
Lineage: Eukaryota; Metazoa; Chordata; Actinopteri; Acipenseriformes; Polyodontidae
Product: interleukin-17C-like
Exons: 3
Coding region: 138-752 (204 amino acids)
Biological process (GO): inflammatory response
Cellular component (GO): extracellular region
Molecular function (GO): cytokine activity
Source: RefSeq, a predicted model, not a curated record
UGUUAUUAGUUGAUUUAUUUAAAUGGAAUAUUUAGAGGCGGAUACUUAAAUGUAAAAAAGGAACUUCCAGGAUUUUCCCAUCUUCAACACGCAAGUCUACAGGGAAAUGGUGUCGCCUAUAAAACGAGUGAACAGAGAUGAACACACCUAGCACACCCAACACCGCUGUACAAGUGACAUCAUAUAGUCCACUGAGUACCACCCGACUUCCUGCAAUGAAUACGAUUCUGGUUUUACUCAUCGUGCUGUUUGCAUGUUUGACCGAAGGGAAUAUUACCAAGGGAGGUCAUUGUUACGGCGACAAUGACUUGCAAAAGUGCAAACACUUUGUUGGAAAACAUGCAUGGAAUAAUUACCCAUCAUUUUACAUGGUGAAGGAGCUAGAACAACUCGAGAGCAGAGGGAACAGGCAAAGACGGCACAUCAGACACAGCUGCCCCAAUCUUGUUGCCAGUAUUGAGCAGGUGACAGAGGAUCACAGCAGUCGCUCUAUCUCCCCCUGGCGUUACACGAUUGAUGUGGACGAAAACAGGUUACCGAUGAAACUCGCCUUUGCUGAGUGCUUGUGCUCGGGGUGCAUUGACGUCAGGACUGGGAGAGAGACCGACACCGUCAACUCUGUUACAGUGAACCAGACCAUGAUGGUACUUCGUCGGAAGCAGUGCGCAGACCAGAAGACAUACGCUUUCCACGUGGAAUAUAUCAAGGUCCCGGUGGCAUGCACCUGUGUGAUUCCAAAAAGCCAUUACUAAAUGCCUCUUGUAGAGGUAUUUGGCAUUAAAAUCAGUCGUAGUGGCAUGUAUCACGUAACUGAAAAGUUGUGUUUGUUAUAAAACGCGCUUUGUUUUAAUGGGUCACAUUAACCCAAAACAAUACUAUAUUAUUAAUCAAACAUGUUUUUACAUGACAAUGUACUGUUAUUACACGCAGUGUAUUUUGAAUUUGAUAUUUAAAUCAGUGAUUAUAUUUAUUUCGAUUUAAUUAAAAUUAUGUAUAAUUAUGUAGUUUGAAAUGCAAUAUUUUAAAAUGCCUAAUGUAGUUAGAAGUUUUAUAAACUACUAUUGGAAGCAGCUUGUGUGAGGCGUUUUUGUUUUGUUAUUAAUAUUCAAGUGUAUUAUUUAUUUGAGUGAUAUUUAUUUCAAUAUUGAUGCUGUUUCAUUUAUUUGAAAUGUUUUAUGUUAUUUGUUAAAAGCACAAAAUAGGCUCCACAGCCUUGUGAAAGUAGUUAGACAUUAUUAAAUUCUCUAGUAUGGUCCUUCAGAGAAGGUCUGUUUAUUUUAAUGAAGUGAAGUGCAGUCAGAAGGCUGAACUUUGAAUGUGUAAAGCAGUUUACCACUGAUGAUAUUUUAGUAUAAAAUUGAACAUCAAAGUGGGACACUGUAGGUUUAAAUUAUUUAUUUAAUUAUUUAAAACAAAUCGUUAUUUAUUGCAAAACAUUUGUUUGUAUGUACUGAAUAUUUAUUGUAUUAAAGAAGAGAUGAACAGCGCUCUUGUGGUUCAUAUCACAGAACCGCUCUGAAAUUAUUUCCUUGUAAUUCUGAACGUUUGACUUGUGUUGUAUUCUGCCUAUUUAAAUA